AUGACCGAUAAACAACCUGUCAGUGAAUAUCUUCAAAAUCACAAUCUUCAAAAGUUGGUUGAAGACGCUCUCAAUGAAUGCUACAAUGCCAACGCAAGUGAUCCAGUUGGAUUCCUUGGUCACUUCUUUUUGAACCGUGGAAAGAAGGGUGCAGUCAAUCGUGUCGACAAGAUUGUCGGCAGAGAAAUUUUGGAUUCAAGAGGAAAUCCAACUGUUGAAGUUGAUGUUUAUGCUAAUGGACAAAAAAGACCAGUAGCCACUGCUUCUGCACCCUCUGGAGCAAGUACAGGAAGCAAUGAGGCUCACGAACUUCGUGAUGGUGAUAAAUCCAGAUACCUCGGAAAGGGUGUUUUGAAAGCUGUGAAGAAUGUGAAUGACGUGUUGAGCAAGGCAGUGGAAGGAAAGUCAUUGGACAACUUGCCAGAACUCGAUCAAGCUUUGAUUGAUGCUGAUGGUGAUGAAUUGAAGAGUAAUUUGGGAGGUAAUGCCAUUACUGCUGCAAGUUUUGCACUUGCCACUGCUGGUGCUGCUGUCAGAAAUGAAGAAUUGUUCUUGUACUUGGCAAGAGCAUUCCAUGGUGCUGAUAAGGUUGAAAACUUAAAGUUCCGUUUGCCAACUCCAAUGGUCAACAUUUUGAAUGGAGGUAAACACGCAGGUGGUCGUCUUCAAAUUCAAGAAUUUAUGAUUUUACCAAAGGAGAAUCAACCAUUCCGUGAAAAAGUGAGAUGUGUUGCUGAAGUUUAUCAACAUUUGGGUAAGAUUCUUGCUGAGAGAGCUGGACCAAGCGCAAAGAAUGUUGGUGAUGAAGGAGGUUUUGCACCCAACUUGGAAACUGCUGAUGAAGCAUUGAACUAUAUUGAAGAAGCAAUUGGUAAGGCAGGUUAUAAGGUUGGUGAAGAUGUGUUUUUGGCUUUGGAUGCUGCCUCAAGCGAGUUUUACAAUUCUGAAACCAAGAAGUAUGAAAUUACUCAACAAAAAGAGUUCUUGACCUCUGAGGAAAUGGUUGAAUAUUAUGUACAACUGGUCAAUAGACACCCUGCUAUUAUCUCCAUUGAAGAUGGUUUGGAGGAGAAGGAUUAUGAAGGUUGGAAACUUUUGACUGAAAGAUUGGGAUCAAAGAUCAUGUUGGUCGGUGAUGACUUGUACACUACUAACACCAGAUUAAUCAAGCAAGGAAUUGAAGAAAAGUGGGCUAAUGCUUUGUUGUUGAAGGUCAAUCAAAUUGGUUCCAUCACCGAAGCAAUGAACGCUGCUCGAAUGAUUUUCAAUGUUGGACAAAAGGUUAUUGUGUCUCAUAGAUCUGGUGAGACCGCAACGACUUUAAUUUCUGACUUGGUUGUUGGAAUUGGAGCUACACACAUUAAGACUGGUGCUACUGCUAGAGGAGAACGUGUAUCCAAGUACAAUAGAUUGUUGCAAAUCGAAGAAUAUCUUGAACAACAUGGUUUGCUUGCUUAA
This is a messenger RNA of Naegleria lovaniensis, 1458 nucleotides long. RefSeq lists its product as uncharacterized. Lineage: Eukaryota; Heterolobosea; Eutetramitea; Acrasida; Naegleriidae. Gene Ontology annotation, molecular function: magnesium ion binding; phosphopyruvate hydratase activity. The transcript has 2 exons. The record is from RefSeq and is a predicted model, not a curated record. Bases 1 to 1458 code for a protein of 485 amino acids. Gene Ontology annotation, cellular component: phosphopyruvate hydratase complex. Gene Ontology annotation, biological process: glycolytic process.